CUAUACAAAAGAUUGGUCGCAAAGAAUUCUAAUUUUAUUCAUAGACAGUAUUUACUGGCGCGCGCGUGAUCGUUGCAAGAAAUUUAGAGUGCGGUGUUGCACGGACCGCAGCGAACUGGUUUUACUCGUUCCUUGUUUUGUUUUAAUGCUCAAGGUAACCAGUAAUCCUGAAGUUUUUGUAUGAUUACGGUGCACCGAAUAAAAGUUUGAAGUAUCAUUUUCAACAACGCGGGGAAACAACAUGGAUGUUUCAGAUUCGCCACCGAUCUGGCCUUCUCCGCUGGGUCCAAGAGUUCCAGAUUUGGAUAAAAAAAUUAAAAAAACUGGAAACCCAAACAUGGAUACCGCUUUAGCUUGGCUUAGGAGAGAAUUGGCGGCCAUGCAGCUGCAAGACAGAGACAUGCACAAGCAACUCUUGACUAUGCGUUCGAGCAUCUCCAGUCUCCGAGAGGAGCUUAAGAGCGAGCGGGAGGAGUGGGAGCUAGAGAACCAACAAGACACACCCGAACCCAAACCUACCCAUGCUCGAGGUUACGUAACCAAAGUUGAAGUCAUAAGCAACGAAGAGGGAGAGCUUAGAAUAAGUCAUGCCAAACAAGAUUCCGGGAUCCUAAGCGAUGAAGAACGAAGCGACGAGGAUUUGGAGGAAAGUGUGCAAGAAUUGUUAAAAACCUUCCCCCCACCGGUCAGACCAAGAAGCAGUUCAUUUUCGUUUUCCUCCAAGUAUACUAACUAUGGUGUGAAACGGGAGGAGAAUGGCUUCGGUGAAGCUGAGCGUGGACCCACGCGGGGGGUAGCCCGAGCCCGCGCGCGGAGUGUCGCGGGAAUCGAAGUUGAACGGCUCUCAACCGACCAAGUGUCACCGCGAAAUCGAAUCCAGUCCGUGGCGGACGGAACUUUCAAUCGUUUUGCAAGUAUGCCGGUUAUUAAUGAGAUUCCUGGGGACGCCUUACAACGGAACACUCCCAGAUCAAAAACUUUCGCUUUUUAUGGAUAUGGUCGCCAGCAGAGUGAAGUUGAAGACGACAACAGGGUGUCUUAUUCUUCCCCGAAAAAACUACCUGUGGUGUUUGGCUCACUCACGAGGCACGGUAGCAUGCCCGUAAUGCAUAGCGGGGGACGACCGCGGUCGGGGACUGGGUCAAAAAACACAAACGAUAAUGUGAGACUCUUUAUCAGCAACCAGCCUAUUAAGAGAUCGGCAAGUCAGAUUGUUCUCAGCAGGCCAGCUUGGGAUAAAGCCAGGGUGUUUGAAUCAAAUCAAAUGAGACCUUGUAGAGUCUAUAGAUCGACCAGUCAGGUCUCUCUCGUUUGAUCUAAUUUUUACAGCAAGCCUCCACUGGGUAAAGAAAAUGUUGUUACAAACGAUUAUGCAUGUGAGACUUGUUAUCAGCAACCAGUCUAUGAGAUAAAAAAUGCUUUAUACUUUGAAAAGCCAUUAGAAUGAUUAGGAGAACAGGACAAAAGUGUACAGCAAAGAGUCCAUUUUACAGUUGUGUGCAUGGUUGCCAAGCCUUUGAAUGGGAGUGAGGCUAGGGUUGACCUUGUUAUGAUACAAACCUUGCUGCCUUUCAAAUGUAAAUCACUUUGUUAUCAUGCUAAGUAGAUAAAGGUCUCUAUCGCAACAAAGUCACCUUCAGCCUCACUCUGAAUCAAAGGCUUGGCAACUAAGUACACAACUGUAAAAUGGCCUAUUGCGCAAAAUCAGCUUAUCUGAACUCAGGCUUGGCUACCGCGCUUAGGCUUGGUAGCCAUCCCCAUAAUACUCGGUACCAGUCUUACAAAUUCAUUUGGGUGUCGCGAUUUUCUAAACCAACCGGACCAACCACAGAGCAACGUCUUUUGAACCAAAGCUCGCGAAGCAAUCCUGGAGUAUUUUUGACGCCCAAAUGAAAAUUGCUCUUCCCUAAAAAAGAAGCUAUUUUGUUCGUUGGAGUCAUCUGGGAUCAUGUAGAUAAUGGUGGUAACUGAUAAGUGUAAUAUGAUCUAACAUAGC
Stylophora pistillata is the source of this 1996-nucleotide messenger RNA. RefSeq lists its product as uncharacterized. The record is from RefSeq and is a predicted model, not a curated record. NCBI's taxonomy places the organism in Eukaryota, Metazoa, Cnidaria, Anthozoa, Scleractinia, Pocilloporidae.